GGUGGCGGUGGCCGUGGCCGUGGGCAGGAGGAUGGUGCAGAAGGAGAGCCAGGCGGCGCUGGAGGAGCGCGAGAGCGAGCUCAGUCCCAGUCCUGCAGCCGCCUCCGCCCCCGCGGGGGCUUCGUUGGAGACGCCGGCAGCCCCGGCCCCCGGAGAUGACAGCCCAGCCGGAGCCUCGGGAGCGCCGGCGGGCGGGCCGCGCCGAUUUCUGUGCGGCGUGGUGGAAGGGUUUUAUGGAAGACCUUGGGUUAUGGAACAAAGAAAAGAACUUUUUAGAAGGCUCCAGAAAUGGGAAUUAAAUACAUACUUGUAUGCUCCGAAAGAUGACUAUAAACAUAGGAUGUUUUGGCGAGAGAUGUAUUCAGUGGAGGAAGCUGAACAACUUAUGACUCUCAUCUCUGCUGCACGGGAGUAUGAGAUAGAGUUCAUUUACGCCAUCUCACCUGGAUUGGAUAUCACCUUCUCUAACCCCAAGGAAGUAUCCACACUGAAACGCAAACUAGACCAGGUUUCUCAGUUUGGGUGCAGGUCAUUCGCUUUGCUUUUUGAUGAUAUUGACCAUAAUAUGUGCGCGGCAGACAAAGAGGUAUUCAGUUCUUUUGCUCACGCCCAGGUCUCCAUCACAAAUGAAAUUUAUCAGUACUUAGGAGAGCCGGAAACUUUCCUCUUCUGUCCUACAGAAUAUUGUGGCACUUUUUGUUAUCCAAAUGUCUCCCAGUCUCCUUAUUUAAGGACUGUGGGGGAAAAGCUUCUCCCUGGAAUUGAGGUGCUUUGGACAGGUCCCAAAGUUGUUGCUAAAGAAAUUCCAGUAGAAUCUAUUGAAGAGGUCUCUAAGAUUAUUAAGAGAGCUCCAGUAAUCUGGGACAACAUUCAUGCUAAUGACUAUGACCAGAAGAGGCUGUUUCUGGGUCCAUACAAAGGAAGAUCCACAGAACUCAUCCCACGGCUAAAAGGGGUCCUGACUAACCCAAAUUGUGAAUUUGAAGCCAAUUAUGUUGCUAUCCAUACCCUUGCUACAUGGUACAAAUCAAACAUGAACGGAGUGAGAAAGGAUGUAGUAAUGACUGACAGUGAAGACAGUACCGUAUCAAUCCAGAUAAAGCUAGAAAAGGAAGGCAGUGAUGAAGAUCUUGAAACCGAUGUACUCUAUAGUCCGCAGAUGGCUCUGAGGCUCGCGUUAACAGAAUGGCUGCAGGAGUUUGGCGUACCUCAUCAGUACAGCAGUAGACAAGUUGCACACAGUGGAGCUAAAGCCAGUGUGGUUGAUGGGGCUCCCCUAGUCGCAGCACCCUCUUUAAAUGCCACGACUGUGGUUACAACCGUUUACCAGGAGCCCAUUAUGAGCCAGGGGGCAGCCUUGAGUGGAGAGCCUGCGGCUCUGACCAAGGAGGAAGAAAAGAAACAGCCCGAUGAGGAACCCAUGGACAUGGUAGUGGAAAAGCAAGAGGAACCAGAUCACAAAAAUGACACUCAGAUACUAACAGAAAUUGUUGAAGCGAAAAUGGCAGAGGAAUUGAAACCAAUGGACACGGAUAAAGAGAGCAUAGCUGAAUCCAAAUCCCCUGAGAUGUCCAUGCAGGAAGAUUGCGUUAGUGAUGUGGCCCCCAUGCAGACAGAUGAACAGACCAACAAGGAGCAGUUUGUGCCUGGUCCUAACGAGAAACCUUUGUACACUGCAGAACCAGUGACUCUGGAGGAUUUGCAGUUACUUGCUGAUCUUUUCUACCUUCCUUAUGAGCAUGGACCCAAAGGAGCACAGAUGUUACGGGAGUUCCAGUGGCUUCGAGCUAAUAGCAGUGUUGUCAGUGUCAACUGCAAAGGAAAAGACUCCGAGAAAAUUGAGGAAUGGCGGUCACGAGCAGCGAAGUUCGAGGAGUUGUGCGGACUAGUGAUGGGGAUGUUCACACGGCUCUCCAACUGCGCCAACCGGACCAUCCUCUAUGACAUGUACUCCUACGUUUGGGAUAUCAAGAGUAUAAUGUCUAUGGUGAAAUCUUUUGUACAGUGGUUAGGGUGUCGUAGUCAUUCUUCAGCACAGUUCUUAAUUGGAGACCAAGAACCCUGGGCCUUUAGAGGUGGUCUAGCAGGAGAGUUCCAGCGUUUGCUGCCAAUUGAUGGGGCAAAUGAUCUCUUUUUUCAACCACCUCCACUGACUCCUACCUCCAAAGUCUAUACUAUCAGACCAUAUUUUCCUAAAGAUGAGGCGUCCGUGUACAAGAUUUGCAGAGAAAUGUAUGACGAUGGAGUGGGUUUACCUUUUCAAAGUCAGCCUGACCUUAUUGGAGACAAGUUAGUAGGAGGACUGCUUUCUCUCAGUCUUGAUUACUGCUUUGUUCUAGAAGAUGAGGAUGGCAUAUGUGGCUAUGCCCUCGGCACUGUGGAUGUGACCCCCUUCAUUAAAAAAUGUAAAAUUUCCUGGAUCCCCUUCAUGCAGGAGAAGUACACCAAGCCCAAUGGCGACAAAGAGCUCUCUGAGGCCGAGAAAAUAAUGCUGAGUUUCCACGAAGAACAGGAAGUAAUGCCAGAAACUUUCCUUGCCAACUUUCCUUCUCUGAUAAAGAUGGAUAUUCAUAAAAAAGUAACUGAUCCAAGUGUGGCCAAAAGCAUGAUGGCUUGCCUCCUGUCUUCACUCAAGGCUAAUGGUUCCCGGGGUGCUUUCUGUGAAGUGAGACCGGAUGAUAAAAGAAUUCUGGAAUUUUACAGCAAGUUAGGCUGUUUCGAAAUUGCAAAAAUGGAAGGCUUUCCAAAGGACGUGGUUAUACUUGGCCGGAGCCUGUGACGCUUACUCGCAUUGCGAACUGUCAGAGUCUCUGAGCUCUACCUGGCGGGUGGUGGGUGGGGUCUUCAUACAGUUCAGUGUCUGGAGUGGAAGCAAAUCGGCUAAAGGGAUUGGAGACACAGAUGACUAACACUGACCGAUCUCACCUCAGACUACCCACUGGUUGGAAGAAGGUGGUGUUGCUGCAAGUCCUUUGUAAAACAGAGGUGUGGGCCUCCUCCUUUUUGGGUCUUCUGUGAGGUGCCAAGACCUCUAACCCAGGCAUAGAGGGAGGGUUCCUUAAUAAAUGUAGUCAGCACUGUUGUCUGCAUCCAGUGUGGUUGCAUUUCUCACCGAAGAGUAAUUAAAAUCACUCUGUCAUCCUUGGUUUAGUGAAUGAGAUGUCUCUGGUUUUUUGGGGGGAUAGCAGAGAGGAGAAAGAUUCUGUAGUUUUCGAGGCUUCUGGGUAGAGAUUCCAAAUGGGGUGAUUGUGGCAGUUUCAGUGGAGUGAAUACUUUCCCUCUUUGGCAGUUUUCCUGCUUUUUGUAAAGCCGUGACCAGUUGUCUCCUGUAGCGACCUUUGGUUCAGGCAGAUUGUGCUUUGUAGGGACGAAUGUGCAGUUGUUUGUGGCAAAGCCUCAAAAUGACAAACUUGUAAAUUUCUUUGUAUAUAAACUAGCUGUAACUGGAUUAUUCUUUACAUUUACUGUUUCUGUAAUUUGUUUUCCUUCCUUUUGAAAAUGAAAGGGUGUUAGUUCAGGAUGGCACUUUGAAAAAUGUAAAUCAUAGUGGAAAAUUAAUUUGCUUCACUUUGUGGGGUUUUUUUUUUUUCCUUAAAGAAGUUUUAUUAUUUUUACAGUGCCUCCCACGUAGGGCUAGGCUAUGACCAUUUGGGGUGCGAGAGCCUAACUUCUGUAAAUAGGACACAGUCUGUUGCAAAGUGCAGUCACUUCUGGAAAUUAACCUCAAUAGCAGGUCAGCAUGUGAAAUGUUAGUUUUGACACCUGUCAAAUAGGGCUUAGGGACUGAUUGGUCCCAAUUCCCUCAGAUCAGCUGUCCUUUAAUUUCAAGGCCUGUUAGUACUGGUUUUAUUAAAUCAUGGUCUUUAAUUCUUGCAUGCUUAUAUCUAAGUUUUAAAGGAAAUAAAGAAUAAACAUCCUUUAACCUCUGCUUUAUAGUUACCACCACCUCCUCUUUCCCCUUAAUCACUGAUUCUGAAAGCUUCACAUAUUUUCAUUUGGAUUUGAUCCUUUCAAAGGGCCUGAGCAGCAGGCUGGCAGGUAGUCUCUGCAGGAGCCAUGUUCUCAUCAUGGCUGGCUGACUUCUCCAGAGAUUCCUAACAGCAUUCGGAUAUCUUGCUUCCCCGCAGGUUUUGCAUCAGUUGUUUAACUUUGAGCAGAGGGGCAGGGAAAAGGAAGGCUGCGAUGCUGAGAACUCCCAGCAGUGUGAGCUUCCAGAGAAUCUUGAUACUCCUACCAAGUUUGAUAUCAGCCAAGGCUUGAGAGUGCAGUGACUGGGUUAAAAGAAGGGAAGGAAGAUGGCCUCUUCAUUCAUAGAGUUUUUAACACAUCACGUAGAAAGCUGGAACCAAGUGUGCACUUUGAAGGGCCAAGGGGAAGUGAAGGGGGGGGAUAUUGUUUCCAAGGGCUGAUUGUCACUCAGUUUUCCAUUUGGGUGUGUCUCGAUCACUAGUGGACAACACUAGCAUUUUCUCUAGAGGGUUGUCAACCCCGUAUGGAAUCAGGAUUUUUAUGAAGUUUGCUUGUUACUUUAUCUUGGCUUUUAAUAAUCAUUUUGGCCAGGCUUCUGGUCACAUGUUACACUGUGAGACCGAUGGCCAGGCUUAAUUCUUCAUCACUCUUAAGGUUGUAAAGUGCUGGUUAUGCUGACAUGUUCAAUGGUUAUAAUUUUUAAUAAGGUUGGAAUGACACUUAUUGUUUAGAUCACAUCUCAGUUUCUGUACAAAACAAACUGUAAAACUAUCUGAAGAUCAUGCGAGAAGCAAAAUAAAACGAAGUGAAUGUG
Messenger RNA from Echinops telfairi (small Madagascar hedgehog), 4783 nucleotides. It is a transcript of the gene OGA, whose product is annotated as O-GlcNAcase. Gene Ontology annotation, biological process: glycoprotein metabolic process. Bases 32 to 2779 code for a protein of 915 amino acids. The record is from RefSeq and is a predicted model, not a curated record. Lineage: Eukaryota; Metazoa; Chordata; Mammalia; Afrosoricida; Tenrecidae. Gene Ontology annotation, molecular function: beta-N-acetylglucosaminidase activity. The transcript has 16 exons.